Gilbertella persicaria is the source of this 2200-nucleotide messenger RNA. Its product is annotated as transketolase. Bases 63 to 2096 code for a protein of 677 amino acids. Gene Ontology annotation, molecular function: transketolase activity. The transcript is spliced from 5 exons. Gene Ontology annotation, cellular component: cytosol. The record is from RefSeq and is a predicted model, not a curated record. NCBI's taxonomy places the organism in Eukaryota, Fungi, Mucoromycota, Mucoromycetes, Mucorales, Choanephoraceae. Gene Ontology annotation, biological process: pentose-phosphate shunt.
UUCAAAUCAACAGGACAUCUAUUUCUUUUUUUUUUCUUUUCAUCAACUAUAUAUAUCAAAAAAUGGUUAACAUCGAAGAAAAGUCCAUCAACACUAUCCGUACACUCGCUGCCGAUGUUGUAGCUAAGGCUGCUUCUGGUCACCCUGGUGCUCCUAUGGGUUUGGCACCUAUGGCACACGUCUUGUUCACUAAAUAUCUUCAUGCUAACCCCAAGAAUCCUUACUUUAUCAACCGUGAUCGUUUCGUUCUUUCUAAUGGACAUGCUUGUGCUCUUCAAUACAUCUUGCUCCACUUGUUGGGCUACAACCUCUCUAUGGAAGACUUGAAGCAAUUCCGCCAAUUGAGCUCAAAGACUCCUGGUCAUCCUGAACGUAUUGAUACUGAAGGUAUUGAAGUGACCACUGGUCCUCUUGGUCAAGGUGUCUCUAAUGCUGUUGGUAUGGCUGCUGCUGAAGCUCACCUUGCUGCUACUUACAACAAGCCCGGUUUUGAAAUCUUUAACAACUAUACUUAUGUCAUCCUCGGUGAUGGUUGUCUUCAAGAAGGUGUCUCCUCUGAAGCCAGUUCUCUUGCAGGUCACCUGAAGCUUGGUAAACUCAUUGCUUUCUAUGAUGAUAACCACAUCACUAUUGAUGGUGACACUGCUGUUUCUUUCACUGAAGAUGUCCUCAAGCGUUAUGAAGCUUACGGUUGGCACGUCUUGACCGUUGAUGACGGUGACAGUGAUUGCGAUUCUAUCGCCAAAGCUAUUGAACAAGCUCAAAAGGUAACUGAUAAGCCUAGUAUUAUCAAGAUUAGAACAACUAUUGGUUACGGUUCUUUGAACCAAGGUGAAGAAAAGGUUCAUGGCGCUCCUCUUAAAGAUGAUGAUAUUGUUCAAAUUAAAAAGAAGUUUGGUUUCAACCCCGAUAAGAAAUUCGAUGUACCCAGUGAUGUUUAUGAUUUGUACCAUAAGCGUGCUGAAGAAGGUGCUGAAUACGAAGCUAAGUGGAAUAAGCUCUUUGAAGAAUACAAGGGCAAGUACCCCAAGGAACAUGCUGAAAUCGAACGUCGUUUCGCCAACAAGUUGCCUGAUGGCUGGGAAAAGAUCCUUCCUCGUUUCACUCCCAAAGAUGGUGCUGUCGCUACCCGUAAAUUGUCUGAAGGCGUUCUAACUGCCAUUGAAUCUCAACUUCCCGAACUCAUUGGUGGUUCUGCUGAUUUGACUGGUUCCAACUUGACUCGUUGGAAGAACGCUGUUGACUUCCAACCCUCUUCUAACGGUCUCGGUGACUACUCUGGUCGUUACUUCCGUUUUGGUGUCCGUGAACACGGUAUGUUUGCCUUCUUGAACGGUUUGUCUGCCUAUGGUGGUAUCAUUCCUUACGGUGGUACCUUCUUAAACUUCUUGACUUACGGUUGGGGUGCUGCUCGUCUCUCUGCUCUUGGUCGUAUGCGCGUCAUCUAUGUCAUGACUCACGAUUCUAUUGGUCUUGGUGAAGAUGGUCCUACUCACCAACCUAUUGAAACUCUUGCCUUGACUCGUUCUACUCCCAACAUGCUUACUAUCCGUCCUGCUGAUGGUAAUGAAGUCUCUGGUGCUUACUGGGUUGCCCUUACCAACUUGACCCGUCCUUCUGUCAUUGCUCUUUCUCGUCAGGGUUUGCCUCAACUUGAAGGUAGUGCUCCUGAAAAGGUCUUGAAGGGUGCUUAUGUUCUUAAGCCCGUCAAGGAUCCUAAGGCUGUGCUUGUGGCUACCGGUUCUGAAGUCUCUCUUGCUGUUGAAUCUGCUCAAAAGUUGGCUGAUAAGGGCAUCACUGUCCAAGUUGUCUCUAUGCCUUGUUCUGAACUCUUUGAUGAACAAUCUCAAGAAUACAAGUUGGAAGUCUUCCCUCUUAAUGUGCCUGUCAUUUCUAUUGAAUGUCUUGCUACAUUUGGUUGGGAACGUUAUGCUCAUGCUUCUAUUGGUAUGCGUACCUUUGGAUCUUCUGCCAAGGCUGAAGACUUGUUUAAGAAAUUCAAGUUUGUCCCUGAACAUGUUGUUGAAAAGACUGAAUCUGUCAUUGAACACUUCAAGAAGCUUGGUUAUGUUCCUCAAACCAACGUUCAACUCUAAAUCCACAUUUCAUUUAUUUCUCUUUGCUAGCUCAAACCUCGUAAAUUUGUAUUAUAAUCACUAAUGAAUGUCAAUAAAGUCAUUUUUCAUUGUUCAAAUAUAAA